AAAAAAAAUAAAAACCUAUUUUCCCGGUCGCCCACUCCCCCCUGUGUCUCUCUCUCAAACUGUACGGACGCCAAGGUUUCCCUCAGGAAUUGCAUCUAUAAUAAUCCCCUUUGUGUGCGUAUAUAUACACAGACUGAUUACAUAUGCGUCUUUGAUCUAAAUCAUAACCCUAGCUUUUCUCCGGUGAGAUCCAAACUUUCCGGGGAGAUCCUCCGGCAACCGAUGCUCGACUCUCCGGUAAGUGAUAAAUAUAAUUCCUUUACCGAGAAAUGUUAGCUCAAUUCGUUUGUUUUCACCUCCAAUCCAAGACCUGGUUCCACAAGAGGAAAAAGAACACCUAAAUCGCUACUUUGAAUCCCUUUCGACCCUGAGAUCUUAUCAAAUUUGUAUCAUCUCAUGGUUUUGCACUUGUACAGUCCUUGCAGUUAGGUUGGGAUACUUUUCAUUGUAUUAGUUUGUAGUUUGUACAGCUCGUACGGUUAGAAUAUAAUUGAAGCUGAAUUGAAAAGAUUCGUGGAGUUUUCUGGGGGGAAUUUUAAAGUGGCGAAGAUGAAUUUGAGCGCGGCCGAAGAAAAAUCGUCGGGGCAAGAGAUUCACAUCCCGGCCGAUAUCGACUGGGAAAUGCUUGACAAGUCGAAGUUUUUCUUCCUCGGUGCCGCGCUCUUUUCGGGCGUAUCGGGCAUACUUUAUCCGGUUGUGGUGUUGAAAACUAGGCAACAAGUAGCUCAAUCCCAAGUUCCUGGCAUCAAGACCGCUUUUUGGAUGGUGAGGAAUGAAGGUUUCCGGGCAUUGUAUAGAGGGUUUGGGACUUCUCUCACGGGCACGAUCCCUGCCCGGGCUCUUUAUAUGGGGGCGCUAGAGGUUACGAAGAGUAACGUGGGAACAGCCACUAUUGGUUUAGGGUUUUCGGAGCCGAUGGCCGCAACAAUCGCAAAUGCUGCCGCUGGUUUGAGCGCGGCAAUGGCUGCGCAACUUGUAUGGACCCCGAUUGAUGUGGUGAGCCAAAGGCUGAUGGUUCAAGGUGCUGUUAGUUUCGGCCAUGGUGGUGGUAACAUGAAUUCAGGUGUUGCUAAGGCAUCGGCGUGUAAAUAUCUUAAUGGGAUCGAUGCAUUUAGGAAGAUUUUGAAUACGGAUGGACCGAAGGGAUUGUAUCGGGGGUUCGGGAUAUCAAUUUUGACGUAUGCACCAUCAAAUGCAGUGUGGUGGGCGUCUUACUCUGUGGCGCAAAGGAUGGUUUGGGGUGGAAUUGGGUGGUACUCUUGCAAGAAAGAUGAGGAUAGCAAUGAGAAUAGGCUGAGAGCGUUUAGGCCAGAUUCAAAAACAAUAAUGGCGGUUCAGGGAGUCAGUGCAGCCAUGGCGGGUGGCAUGUCAGCUUUAAUCACAAUGCCACUCGAUACAAUUAAAACCAGGCUGCAAGUUUUGGAUGGGGAAGAGAACGGACGUCGAGGACCAACUGUUGCACAGACAAUCAGGAAUUUGGUCAAGGAAGGCGGUUGGACGGCUUGUUACAGAGGAUUGGGGCCUCGGUGGGCUUCAAUGUCAAUGUCUGCAACAACAAUGAUCACUACCUAUGAGCUUCUGAAACGGAUGUCGACAAAGAGUCAAGAGGCCUUGACAUGAUUAACUAUAGAGGGACAAUGAAUUAGAUAAAAGAGAAGGAGAAAUAGAAGGGGUACUUUUCUUUGAUCUUUGUCUAAAUCUUCUUUAUUUUCUCUCACUUUGUUUCUGAGUUUCCCUCUUUUGCCUGUUUUCCUUCCCUUGUGUUAGCCAGCCUGACGGAUAAAUCAGUGUAAAAUCAUGUCAGGACUUACGUAUAUAAUAUAUAUAUAUAUAUGAAAUAAUUUUUAGCUUCCACUACACCUUAUCUGUGUUAUCUCAAUAUGAUGUUAUCCGGAACAUCUGGUUUGUAUAUAUUGCAAAACUCAAGACCAUAAUUUUGUGUU
Molecule: messenger RNA, 1943 nt
Organism: Juglans microcarpa x Juglans regia
Lineage: Eukaryota; Viridiplantae; Streptophyta; Magnoliopsida; Fagales; Juglandaceae
Product: solute carrier family 25 member 44
Exons: 1
Coding region: 550-1620 (356 amino acids)
Biological process (GO): transmembrane transport
Source: RefSeq, a predicted model, not a curated record